This is a messenger RNA of Coregonus sp. 'balchen', 13999 nucleotides long. The record is from the annotation of a GenBank genome assembly. Lineage: Eukaryota; Metazoa; Chordata; Actinopteri; Salmoniformes; Salmonidae.
AUGGCCUGUUAUCUGCAGGGCAGCAAAGGGCAGAGAUGGCCUGUUAUCUGCAGGGCAGCAAAGGGCAGAGAUGGCCUGUUAUCUGCAGGGCAGCAAAGGGCAGAGAUGGCCUGUUAUCUGCAGGGCAGCAAAGGUUAAGACUGUCGGGAGAAUAACUCAAAAGGUUGAGGGAAUGUGCUCAUUGGUCAUUGGUUCAUUAAAGACCUAAUGGGGAUGUAUUGGUGUUGCUAUCAAAAGGACAACCUUUAACGAGAGAAAACAAUGACUGCAUUCCAAAACAAAGUUGCUUCCUAAUGGUUCCUUUCAUAAUCCUCUUCGGUCCUUGAGCUUUGCUUCAUUCUCAUGUAGCAAUUUAAGGCCAAUGUUGUCAACAACGCGGUCAGUCUUGUAGACAAAGUUACACAUUUUACAUGAUCAUAUUCAAGCACAGUAUCAAGCCGUGACAUUGCCCUGCAAUUGUUCGUUAUGAAUGACAUUGAAUGUAAAGUCCUCUAUUUAAAGGGUUUUAUCCCUAAGAUAAGGUCUACUGCCAAGCUCUCUUGUAUGGCUCCUUCCUUAGUCUUUAUCUGCUUAAGGCCAUGCAGAAUAUGUUCAGGACUUAAUGUUUCAGUGAACACCUAACACCGAAUGUGAGAAGUACAUUUAAGGAGAAGAAAUGCAAGAAUUAAGUACUGUUGUUCUAUCGUGCAUGCAAUGGUGUCUGAGGGGGAAAGAACAAUGUUCGUUAUUUGCAGUAACUUCCAAAUGGAUGUGGCAGUUUCACCAAUAGAUCCAUUUUAAAGAUCCAAUGCAGCCGUUUUGUCUAAUUUCUCGUGAUUGCCCAAGGUUCAGACAGAUUUUUAUCUAUCAUUGGAUUCAAGCAUUACCUUAGUCCUGUUUAAGUUGCCUGUCUCAGCCGUUCACCAUGUCUUCUUGAUCUAUGCUCUACUGUCUGUGCCUGUUCUAACGUACAGCCGCUCUUACCUGUCUGUCUGCUCUCUACCUGUCUGUCUGCUCUUACCUGUCUGUCCUGCUCUCUACCUGUCUCACUGCUCUCGUCACCUGUCUCUGUUCCUGCUCUCUACCUGUCUCACCUGCUCUCUACCUGUCUGUCUCUACCUGUCUGUCCUGCUCUUACCUGUCUCACCUGCUCUCUACCUGUCUACUGUUCUCUACCGUCUGUGCUCUCUACCUGUCUCACCUGCUCUCUACCUGUCUGUCCUGCUCUCUACCUGUCUGUCCUGCUCUCUACCUGUCUGUCCUGCUCUCUACCUGUCUGUCCUGCUCUCUACCUGUCUCACCUGCUCUCUACCUGUCUGUCCUGCUCUCUACCUGUCUCACCUGCUCUCUACCUGUCUGUCCUGCUUCUUACCUGUCUCCUGCUUCACCUGCUCUCUACCUGUCUCUACCGUCGUCCUGCUCUCUACGGUCUUAUCCUGCUCUCUACCUGUCUGUCCUGCUCUCUACCUGUCUGUCCUGCUCUCUACCUGUCUCAUUUUUAAAAAAUGGAUUGGUUUAGUACUUCACCAGAUGGUCAAAGCAGUUUAUAUCUAUUGUAAUAAGGGGUGAUGCAUGGCAGCCAUUUUGCGGCAGCCAUUUUUAAUCACAUCAGUGAUCACAGUGGAGAGGUGACUCUAGGUGGAGGUGACUCUGUUUUAAGAAUGGCGUGAGCUUCCCUAAUCCUGAAUACACAACAGGGGUGAGCAGCCACUGGCUAGAUUGUGAACAAUUAAGGAAAAGGGAUUUUAUGCUCUAGGUGUAUUUUAAGCCGAUCCAGGUGAAAGUUUGUAGAUCUACUCUUGAGUGUACCAAACAUUAGAAACACCUUCCUAAUAUUGAGUUGCUCCCCCCUUUUGCCCUCAGAACAGCCUCAAUUCGUCGGGGGCGUGGACUACAGGGUGUCGAAAGCAUUCCACAGGGGAUGCUGGCCCAUGUUGACUCCAGUGCUUCUCCACAGUUGUGUCAAGUUGGCUGGAUGUCCUUUGGGUGGUGGACCAUUGUUGAUACACACGGGAAACUGUUGAGCAUGAAAAACCCAGCAGCAUUGCAGUUGUUGACACACUCAAACCGGUGCGCCUGGCACCUACUACCAUACCUGGUUCAAAGGCACUUAAAUAUUUUGUCUUACCACAUACACAGUCCAUGUCUCAAUUGUCUCAAGGCUUAAAAAUCCUUCUUUAACCGGUCUCCUCCCCUUCAUCUACACUGAUUAAAGGGGAUCUAAUGGACAAGGUUUGUUCUCUGUCAGACUACGGCGUCUGUAUUGCACUUGUCGAUCUUACGUCUCUACACUAUACUGAAUUAGUUCUGCAGGAGAGAACCAUUCUGUCUCUUCACUAUACUGAAUGAGUUCUGCUGGAGAGAACCAUUCUGUCUCUUCACUAUACUGAAUGAGUUCUGCAGGAGAGAACCAUUCUGUCUCUUCACUAUACUGAAUGAGUUCUGCAGGAGACAACCAUUCUGUGUCUUCACAAUACUGAAUUAGUUCUGCAGGAGAGAACCAUUCUGUCUCUUCACUAUACUGAAUUAGUUCUGCAGGAGAGAACCAUUCUGUCUCUUCACUAUACUGAAUGAGUUCUGCAGGAGAGAACCAUUCUGUCUCUUCACUAUACUGAAUGAGUUCUGCAGGAGACAACCAUUCUGUGUCUUCACAAUACUGAAUGAGUUCUGCUGGAGACAACCAUUCUGUGUCUUCACUAUACUUAAUGAGUUCUGCAGGAGAGAACCAUUCUGUGUCUUCACUAUACUGAAUGAGUUCUGCAGGAGAGAACCAUUCUGUCUCUUCACUAUACUGAAUGAGUUCUGCAGGAGAGAACCAUUCUGUCUCUUCACUAUACUGAAUGAGUUCUGCUGGAGAGAACCAUUCUCCAGUAAACCUGUUGUUAUAUCCAACUUCCUGUAGCCUACUUGUUAAUUACCACAUAGUCUGUUAUUCUCUGACGUGCCAGUAGACUUGAAUCUUUUCUCAUCACGUUCAAGGAUUUUAGCGUUAACCCUCCACAUAGUCUCUUAAGACAACUGCAUUUGUACUGUACACUGUACUGUAUUUAUGUAGUGUACUGUAUUUAUGUAGUGUACUGUAUUUAUGUAGUGUACUGUAUUUAUGUAGUGUACUGUAUUUAUGCACUGUACUGUAUUUAUGUAGUGUACUGUAUUUAUGUAGUGUACUGUAUUUAUGCACUACAUAAAUACAGUACAGUGUACAGUACACUACAUACAUACAGUACACUACAUAAAUACAGUACAGUUUACAUACUGUAUACUGUACUAUAUUUACGUAGUGUACUGUAUACUGUAGUGUAUUUAUGUAGUGUACUGUAUUUAUGUAGUGUACUGUACAUUGUACGCUAUUUAUAUACUGUACUGUAUUUAUGUAGUAUAUACAGUAUGUUGAACUGGUUGAUACUGGUAUUAUGGGGGAAAUGUAUAUAUUGAACAAUAACUUCUAAUGCUUUGAUAUUUAGGACAGUGACUUGCAGUAGAUUAACUAAUGGACAGGUCCACUUUGAAUCGGUCAGCUCGCUAGGCCUAAGCUCUUUAUAUAAAGUCACAUGAAGCUUACCUCUGCUGCCGGCUGUCUCACCUGCUCUCUACCUGUCUCACCUGCUCUCUACCUGUCUCACCUGCUCUCUACCUGUCUGUCCUGCUCUCUACCUGUCUGUCCUGCUCUCUACCUGUCUGUCCUGCUCUCUACCUGUCUCACCUGCUCUCUACCUGUCUCACCUGCUCUCUACCUGUCUCACCUGCUCUCUACCUGUCUGUCCUGCUCUCUACCUGUCUGUCCUGCUCUCUACCUGUCUGUCCUGCUCUCUACCUGUCUGUCCUGCUCUCUACCUGUCUCACCUGCUCUCUACCUGUCUCACCUGCUCUCUACCUGUCUGUCCUCACCCUCCAUUAAUGUCAUGCAAAAAGUACUGCAUUCCAAAACAAAGUUGCUUCCUAAUGGUUCCUUUCAUAAUCUUCUCAUGUAACAAUUGAAGGCCAAUGUUGUCAACAACGCGGUCAGUCUUGUAGACAAAAUUACACAUUUUACAUGAUCAUAUUCAAGCACAGUAUCAAGCCGUGACAUUGCCCUGCAAUUGUUCGUUAUGAAUGACAUUGAAUGUAAAGUCCUCUAUUUAAAGGGUUUUAUCCCUAAGAUAAGGUCUACUGCCAAGCUCUCUUGGUAUGGCUCCUUCCUUAGUCUUUAUCUGCUUAAGGCCAUGCAGAAUAUGUUCAGGACUUAAUGUUUCAGUGAACACCUAACACCGAAUGUGAGAAGUACAUUUAAGGAGAAGAAGUGCAAGAAUUAAGAACUGUUGUUCUAUCGUGCAUGCAAUGAUGUCUGAGGAGGAAAGAACAAUGUUAGUUUUUUGCAGUAACUUCCAAAUGGAUGUGGCAGUUUCACCAAUUAAGGAUUCCAGUUUUAAAGAUCCAAUGAAGCCGUUUUGAUCUCAAUAUAAAAUAUUUUCUGUGUAGCAAUUAAGUACCUUACUGUGAUUGUUUUCAAUUAAAAUGGUCAAAAUGAAACAAAAAUAGCUUCUUAGCAAAAACAAAAUUUCUCAAGCAAGAAUUGAGUUAGGACUGUCUGGGAGUGGUUUGAGUGAGGGGCCUAAUUGGACGAGCCUAAUGUAACCUAAAAACGAGCUGUUAUUGGCGGAGAGUUUUGAAACUCUCUUUGUUAUUGGUUUAUUCACUUAUACCACCUGGUGGGUGAUUUCAUCAGGCGGUCCAAAACUCCACCCAGCAAAAUGUGUUUACAUUUCAGGUGGUCUUUUCAAACAGCUCUUACACUAAAAGGACAUCAUCAUAAUUUUCAUAAUGUCACAGUAUUAUUCCAACCUCCUAGUGUGGAGAACUAUAUAAAACACAGGUAUAUCACGUUUUUGACUGCACCAUCAUUAGACCCCGUUAACCUUCUCCCUCUUCCUCUCUUCCAGUGCGGGGCGAAUGGGAGACAACCAGCCGGCGUAACCAUGACAACAACCACCUGCCCCUCCCUUAUCUCGGCUGAGAUAACUUCAUCCAGAGGCGGGGGACUGACCAGGAAGUAACAGCCAUUGGACAGGAAGUAAUAAAGAUGUCUUCCCACAAGCGCAGCUUCCAGUGCUUCGAUGCCAUCUUGGACGACGGUGGCCACCAACACCCCAAACCCUCACUCCCCUUCGGGCUGCAUUCUGCCCCCGCGCCGCCCCCCAGCAGAUCCCCACAUAGUGGGGGUAGCAUUCACCAGGAGCCCCUGGAGGACCGGGGGUGCUACCUGUGUGCCCAGGCCACAGAGGCCAGACAGGAGGCCCAGAGAGAGGCCCAGAGAGAGGCCCAGAGAGAAGCUUCAUCCUGGUACCUCCCUCCGGUCCACCCACACCACCACCCCCAGCAGUAUGUCCGCAGGCGGCCGGUCCGGCCUGACGAGCCCCCUGCUGAGGCCUCUGACCACCACCACCUCCACAGGCACAGCAAGAAGGUGGUGCUGGUGAAGAAUAGCGACCCCUCUGUUCGGAGGACCAUCGUGCUCCAUCGCGGGACCAUCCGCAGCCUGGGCCUGUUUCUGGAGGAGCUCUCUGAGUUCAUGCAGUACCACGUCAGGAAGCUGUGCACUCUGGAGGGACGCAAGGUGACACCACUGACCGUCUAUUACAACAACAUCAGAUAGUAGAUACCCACACACAUAACCCACUAAUAUAGAGAUAACCCACUAGUGUACACUCUGGAGGGACGCAACAGAGUAGAAUGGGAUACUUCUCAUAGAGAAAUUUGCUUUGUUACAAAGUACAGGCUUUCCAACAUACAUCACAAGACAUAAUAACCAGGAAAUAAAAACAGAUUGUGUUAAAUUGUUUUUAGUCAUCACAUUAAAGAUUUGGUUUGGAAAAUGUUACGCAACAGCGUGGAGACUUGAGAGCAGUUUUCUUUUUUUUUUUUUUUUUUAAUUGCCUGAGAGGUGUGGAAACGUGAGAGGGAAAGAGAGGCCUCUAGUGGCAGGAGUUACUUUAUCUUUACUAAGCCCCAAAGCGCCUUCAACCCUGAUAUGCUGAGAUUCCAUUUUUCUAUUCAGAACCCAAUUUGUAUUAAUUACAGUACGAGAACCUCAAAGUUUUGUUCAGGAAAAGCCUAUCUCUUUAAGAGGCAGAGAUUUCUCUGGCUUGUUCGGCGCCUGUCCUCUAUUUAAAGGGUUUUAUCCCUAAGAUAAGGUCUACUGCCAAGCUCUCUGGUAUGGCUCCUUCCUUAGUCUUUAUCUGCUUAAGGCCAUGCAGAAUAUGUUCAGGACUUAAUGUUUCAGUGAACAUCUAACACCGAAUGUGAGAAGUACAUUUAAGGAGAAGAAGUACAAGAAUGAAGUACUCGUUUAUCCAGAGCGACAUCCGGGAGCAAUUAGGGUUAAGUGCCUUUCUCAAGGGUUCAGACAGAUUUUUUAAAAAUCUAGUCAGCUUGGGGAUUCAAACCAGCAACCUUUCGGUUAGUGGCCCAAUGCUUUUAACCACUAUGCUACCUACCCCCUACCAUGUUCUACCCAGGGUAAACAUUCUGUAAAGUUCUGUACUGCUCUCCACUUCUGUCCAUUAGUGGUGCUAACACUGGUGAUGUAGCGCCCCGAGGAUGCAUCCGAACCAAACCUCUACAGCAGGGGUUGUAGAUAACAAGGAAUGAGCCGUAGGGUGACAAAGGAUCAAGUUAAAAGUUAAAAGUCUAGUUCCAGAAAAAGUUAAUACUGUCAAAGAUGUAUUCAUAUUUUGUGCAUGUCCGUUGAUUAUCCUCAGACAGUUUAUCAAAACUGGCAUCUCCGUCCAGUCAAAAAAUCCGAAAGGCCAAAUGAGUCUCUUCAAGAUUGCUCUGAAUGUAAUAUUUGUUCUAUUGUACAUUCAGUUGUACUUACUGCUUACAGUGCAUUUUUCAACUGUAAAAAGCACACUGGCAGUUGAAACAGAUAAAUGGCUUUGUCCGUGGUCACACGUAGCCCAGAUGAAGAUAAUUAAUCGCUGCUGUAGUGGAAGAUGCAUUUCUGAGCGACUCCUGGUUUCAAAUAGCCUGUGUAUUCUCAACACUGACCUGCUUCUAGUCUUUCAAAAUAGCUCUGUUUUGACCAGGAUUAAUAGUUACUCAGGAGGGCUGAAACAUCCCAGCAGUCUAAAUAUAUAUUUAUAUAUAUACAGUGGGGAGAACAAGUAUUUGAUACACUGCCGAUUUUGCAGGUUUUCCUACUUACAAAGCAUGUAGAGGUCUGUAAUUUUUAUCAUAGGUACACUUCAACUGUGAGAGACGGAAUCUAAAACAAAAAUCCAGAAAAUCACAUUGUAUGAUUUUUAAGUAAUUAAUUUUGCAUUUUAUUGCAUGACAUAAGUAUUUGAUCACCUACCAACCAGUAAGAAUUCCGGCUCUCACAGACCUGUUAGUUUUUCUUUAAGAAGCCCUCCUGUUCUCCACUCAUUACCUGUAUUAACUGCACCUGUUCGAACUCGUUACCUGUAUAAAAGACACCUGUCCACACACUCAAUCAAACAGACUCCAACCUCUCCACAAUGGCCAAGACCAGAGAGCUGUGUAAGGACAUCAGGGAUACAAUUGUAGACCUGCACAAGGCUGGGAUGGGCUACAGGACAAUAGGCAAGCAGCUUGGUGAGAAGGCAACAACUGUUGGCGCAAUUAUUAGAAAAUGGAAGAAGUUCAAGAUGACGGUCAAUCACCCUCGGUCUGGGGCUCCAUGCAAGAUCUCACCUCGUGGGGCAUCAAUGAUCAUGAGGAAGGUGAGGGAUCAGCCCAGAACUACACGGCAGGACCUGGUCAAUUACCUGAAGAGAGCUGGGACCACAGUCUCAAAGAAAACCAUUAGUAACACACUACGCCGUCAUGGAUUAAAAUCCUGCAGCGCACACAAGGUCCCCCUGCUCAAGCCAGCGCAUGUCCAGGCCCGUCUGAAGUUUGCCAAUGACCAUCUGGAUGAUCCAGAGGAGGAAUGGGAGAAGGUCAUGUGGUCUGAUGAGACAAAAAUAGAGCUUUUUGGUCUAAACUCCACUCGCCGUGUUUGGAGGAAGAAGAAGGAUGAGUACAACCACAAGAACACCAUCCCAACCGUGAAGCAUGGAGGUGGAAACAUCAUUCUUUGGGGAUGCUUUUCUGCAAAGGGGACAGGACGACUGCACCGUAUUGAGGGGAGGAUGGAUGGGGCCAUGUAUCACGAGAUCUUCGCCAACAACCUCCUUCCCUCAGUAAGAGCAUUGAAGAUGGGUCGUAGGGCUGGGUCUUCCAGCAUGACAACGACCCGAAACACACAGCCAGGGCAACUAAGGAGUGGCUCCGUAAGAAGCAUCUCAAAGUCCUGGAGUGGCCUAGCCAGUCUCCAGACCUGAACCCAAUAGAAAAUCUUUGGAGGGAGCUGAAAGUCCGUAUUGCCCAGCGACAGCCCCGAAACCUGAAGGAUCUGGAGAAGGUCUGUAUGGAGGAGUGGGCCAAAAUCCCUGCUGCAGUGUGUGCAAACCUGGUCAAGACCUACAGGAAACGUAUGAUCUCUGUAAUUGCAAACAAAGGUUUCUGUACCAAAUAUUAAGUUCUGCUUUUCUGAUGUAUCAAAUACUUAUGUCAUGCAAUAAAAUGCAAAUUAAUUACUUAAAAAUCAUACAAUGUGAUUUUCUGGAAUUUUGUUUUAGAUUCCGUCUCUCACAGUUGAAGUGUACCUAUGAUAAAAAUUACAGACCUCUACAUGCUUUGUAAGUAGGAAAACCUGCAAAAUCGGCAGUGUAUCAAAUACUUGUUCUCCCCACUGUAUAUAUAUAUAUAUAUAUGUAUGUAUGUGAGGGAAUAUCCCAAUUGCUUUCCCAAAUGACAAACAUCAGAAGUGCCUAUGUCUGGAGAGGGUUAUAGUUUUGUUGGCUCUCACUGGAAUCAGCAAAGUAUGUCUCCAGUUUAAUUUGAUAUGUAUUUUCUCAUGUUGAGAUGUUGGGUGUUUUGAUGUCUGGUGUUUCAUGACCAAACUUAAACAUUACAUUGGUACGCUAUUUGGGAUAGUAGGUUAUUACAUUUCACAACCUUUAAUAUUUAAUCAAAGUUAUAGUAUUCACCAAAUUAACACUUAAUUGUGCAAACUAAGGAAGGUGAAAAAAAAAACGUGUUGAUUAAUUUGUGUUAGAUUUGUGGAUUGCAAAUUGAACUACUUAAUUUUGAGUCCGAUGAACAUAUAACAUGGAGAUUCCACCCGAACCACAGAGUGAAGAGAAUAGUUUGUUACUUGAGCAGAUAAAUCACUAGGUCAUUAUGCUACCUGUAAUGGAUUACAGUGGUCAUUACAGUGAUCACAACUCUCUCUGCUGUGGUUCCUGCUUUCGCCCAUUCAGCAAACUCCUAGGGCUGGAAACGGGCGGAAUUGACGGAAAACUAAAACAACCAAUUCCUAUUGGACAAAUCCAAGUAGUUCCUCGCAGUUUUAUGUUUGUUUUUUUCCCCCUGUUUGGUGCCAACUAAAUACUACCUAGACCUCCUGCGUUCUGGUCUGUUGUAAUUCCUUCCUGCUUUCCCCAAACUCAGCAAACUCCCAGGACUGCUGAGCCAUGCUUGGGGCUCUUUGUCUGGUGACAAUGGGAGCCGUCCGGUGGAAAGACAACAGAAUGCACAGUCACCUCAGGCGAUGGGGACUAGGACUAGGAGAUGAUCCUGGGUUAGGAAGAUAAUAUGGCCAGACAGACUGACCCUCACACAGCCCUUUGCUGCUGCUGGGAUGUUGCACCACUAACACGGCAGAGGCACUAAAGUGGUUUAAUAUAGGAAACGCAGAGGUCACUUUUUUUUUUUUUUUUAAUUUCUUUCAUUUUUAUUUUUUAUUUUUUUAUUUUUUUUUGGUCAUUUAGCAGACGCUCUUAUCCAGAGCGACUUACAGGAGCAAUUAGGGUUAAGUGCCUUGCUCAAGGGCACAUCGACAGAUUUUUCACCAAGUCGGCUCGGGGAUUAGAACCAGCGACCUUUCGGUUACUGGCACAACGCUCUUACCCACUAAGCUACCUGCCGCCCUACUUGUUCACUGUUACAUUUGUGAACGUCUAAAUCAACAUUUGGGGCCAUUUAAUCAGCGUGCCUCCCUCCUAUAGACAAAGGGAGAAGUGCUAUGGAAAGGGCUCAAUUUUGUCGUUUCUGAGCAUAUGCAAUGUUGUCUGCCUCCGAUGUAAAACAAACGUUUGACUUCCACACAAAAUUACUUCUUUACUUAUUUUAGGUUUAAAGGAAGAGUGUAGGUCGCAUUCUUUAUCGUAGAGCUAUGAAAUAAAUAUAUUUCGAUCCUCCUGCUCGAGAUAAAUUCAGCGAUUGCUUUGCCAUCUCUGUGCCGUGAAGCAGUCGAGCUGGAUGAAUGUUUUUCGAAGGACCGCCCCUUUGACAUACCAUUGCAGUGAAGUGAUAUAAAUGGAUGUAAUGAUGCAGCCGACCACCAGAGGGAGGCAAAUACAAAAAAAAAUCGACAGAGGACGUUUACAUAGUCCUAGCAAGGUCUGGAUGGCUGUCUUCUUUUUUUUUAUUUUUUAUUUUUUUUAUUUCACCUUUAUCUAACCAGGUAAACCAGUUGAGAACAAGUUCUCAUUUACAACUGCGACCUGGCCAAGAUAAAGCAAAGCAGUGCGAUAAAAACAACAACACAGAGUUACAUAUGGGGUAAAACAAAACAAAGUCAAAAAAUACAACAGAAAUACAUAUAUAUACAGUGUGUGCAAAUUUAGCAAGUUAUGGAGGUAAGGCAAUAAAAUAGGCUAUAGUGCAAAAUAAUUACAAUUAGUAUUAACACUGGAAUGAUAGAUGUGCAAGAGAUGAUGUGCAAAUAGAGAUACUGGGGUACAAAUGAGCAAAAUAAAUAACAAUAUAGGGAUGAGGUAGUUGGGCGGGCUAAUUUCAGAUGGGCUUAGAAAACGGUGGGAAAUCAAUAAAAUAAGUCAUGUAAACAUAUACAUAUUUUUAAAAGUAAUUCUAGUGCCCGAUUUCCUGGACUGUCACUUUAAGAGGUUUAAGUGAUUUACUACUGUUUGCAUGGCAUGAAAUAAUCAACAAUGCAAUUUAGGUAGAUGGAAAAAUAUUUUUCAAAAGUUGCAUUGUAUUUGACUGCUUUAAGUUAAUAAUUGAUUGAAUUUAUAUAAUGCUUUUCCAGAUGCUCAAAGCGCUUACAUAGAGCAAAAUUCACCACCUUAAAACCUUUUACUGCAGUGGGCUAAAUCAGUGCCACACAGAGGGAUUCUUGGUAGGUCUUAAACAAGCCUACUUUGAAACAAAAGUAUACACCUCACACAUAUGGGCUUAAAAAAAAAUAAGACACGUGUACCAUGUCAGAUAUAGAGUUAGAGAUGUAUUCAAUUUUGAGUUUGCAUCCCAAUAUUAAACGUUAUAUACAUCACAGAAGACUGAAAUAUAACAAAACCGUUUGACAUUGAAACACCAGAUGUCUGUUUUUAUUAAAUAAUCUUUAUUUAAUUAUUAAUAAUAUUAGUAACAUUCCACCCAUGAGGACAAAGAGGGCGCUUUUGGUCAUUGACUGCAGGAAAGGGUUACAGUGAUAUGGACGUAAGUCAACAUGCAGUAGGCCUCAAACAGACUUCCCCUAAUUAACUCUAGCUGAUCAUAUCAGAAUGCUGUUUUAAUGAUUAGCCUUAAUGUUAGUGUGGGAAAGUUAAGAUGGCAGAUGUUUAUGAUUCCUGAACUCAUUAACAUCUUCAUGUUGUUGAUGGCUGUAGUCCAUAACGACUUUGAAUCCAUGUCCAUAUCCUGCGUUUGGCCUAACUUUAACCAUAUAGCGUCAUUUAACUCUUUAUGUGAACAUUAUUCAUUCAGGGUUUGUCUCAUUGAGAUAAAACAUUUCUUGCAAGAGAGAGACCUGACAAUCUCAAUUUCGAUCACAACUGAUUUUGACUAACUCUCUUUGUCCGUUUUCUCAUCUACCGGAACAUUUUUCUCACCUUUCUAUCUGUGUUCCUCAGAUCGACAGUGUUCAGAGUCUCUUGCAGUGCCCCAGUGUGUUGAUUUGUGUGGGCCGUGAGCCCUCCCACCCCAACCUUCCGGAGAACUUCUGGAAAAACUCGGACGCCAAGCUUCCACGACUGAGUCCAAAGUCUCUGGGACGCUCCAACACAGCCAGUGAAGGACAGGAGUCCAAGAAAACGGGUAUAAAUACAACUCAACAACGUCUUACACUGUCAUUACAAUACAUUUUUGAUCAAUUCUACUACUAUGUUAAGCAAAACAUUUUAUUUGGAAAGGUCGGUAUCAUGGCCAUCAUAGAUAUCAAUAUCAUCAUCAAUCUUCAACAACAAAUCUGAUAAUUCUUUGUAAAAGAAAGUUAUUGAACUUUAUUUUAUUAGCAAAUUGAAAUAUCAUCAGUGUCAGCCUUCUUAUAAACCUAACUGAUCAUUUAUUUUUCUCUCCUAUUCACUAAUACAGGCAGCUUAGGACUUGAGACAAAGAAAAGUGUCAUCCACCAAAGAUCUGAAUCCAGCAACCGGUCAGCCAGGCACUCCAUAUCAUCUGACAAAUCACUCCCACCAAUCAACUCUACGUCCCCGGCCCAUGUUGGCCCCUGCCCUCAUUCAAGUGAAGGCUUGAUGGAGGAUGACAUCGAGAAAAGGGUGCUAGUCAACAAAGACGGCAGCUUGUCAAUGGAAAUGAAAGUGCGUUUCCGACUACUGAACGACGAGACCCUGCAUUGGUCCACACAAAUAAAGAAGUCGGUAGGAACGACCAACGAAUACCUCCAAGGAUACCACGACAACCGCUUUCUUCAGCAGAGUAGUGUGGAGAGCUGUUCAGAGCCGGAGUCCCUUUCACCAGGCGAGGCUGACGAUGCCUACAUCACAAAGCUCUAUCAGAAGCAUCUGGAGGACCCUCACUGUCAGCACUGCUGCGGCCACUGCCAGGAGUACGAGAUCUGGAAGAGCCAUAUUUCCGGCGGGCAGGGGACUGUCUACCAAGUCACCUCCUCCAGCUCCAGUGCUUCCUCACGCACCAUUGUCCGUAAAAAGGGAUUGGUGGAGACCAUGUCCAGUGAGGAGAUCACCGAGCACGUGGUGGAGAAGCGCUUCCAACAGACUGUGGAGGAAGCGGGGGGCGACACCACGGUGGAGUACUGCACCAUCAGCCGCGGCUGCAGCAGGAGCGAGACGCGCUUGACGACAACGUCUGCCAAGAGUGAGAGUAGGGUGUCCACCGAGGAGAAGAGCGAGAUCCUUGGCAAGAGCGAGAGCGUUGACAUAACAAGCCAGGCAUCGGAUAACGACGAGGCUACCGCUGAUAGUUCUUCCUCUGCUCCCUCCAAGGAGUCUCGGAGCGAGGUUAGCGUCAAGAUCACUGAUGCAGAGGAAGAGGAGCGGCCUUUGUCUGCUGUUAGUCUUUCCUCUCAGAUUCUGGCAUCGCUCAGGGAAGACCAGGAUGAUGAGGACGACGACCUUCCACCAAGUGCUUCGAGAGCGUGUGUAUGUUCUCAGUAUAGUAACGCUGAAGAGGAGGAGGAUCCCACCAGAAGGGAGGAGGAGCCCAGCAGAAGUGCUGUUUUGAACACAGCAGCAACACCAAUGCAACAUGUAUCUCCCAGGCCUCCUAGUAGUAAGAAGGCAUCUUAUGUGCACUCUAAGUCAGUCAAGGCUGAGUCUCCGGCACCAGCAGAUGGACAAGAUGACCAAGAAUCAAACGAGUGUAAAUGUGAAGCAUCUGACGAAGCAGGAGAUGCAACGGAUGCUGAUGGCGAAAGUGCUGAGACUGCAGUAGAAAAGGAAGCGGGUCAAGAAGGGAUCCCUUCAGAGGACACUGAAACCGAAGACCCAGAAACAAAGGAGAGGGCAAUGAGCUCGCUGUCUGUCAAAUCAAAUGUCUCUACCAGAUCCAGGAGGCCCAAAGUUGGGGAUUCAGGAGUUCAGGAGGAAAAGGGAGAGUGGUCAUCAAGUCCUAUGUCAGUCAAAUCCAAUGCCUCAGCAAAGUCAAGGAAGUCCAAUGUUUCAGAUGUAGAAUAUGUAGAAGUACAGGAACAUCAAACAGACAAAAGAUCCUCAAGUGCCAUGUCAGUUCAAUCAAAUGCCUCAACAAGAUCUAA